AUGUCUACUCAUGAUUUUGAUGGUAUAGAUCUGGACUGGGAAUACCCCGAAGCCGACGACCGUAACGGAAAGCCAGAAGACUUUAAGAAUUUCCCAAAGUUCAUGGCUAGGCUGAAAAACGAACUGAAAAAGACCCCUGGACGAAGCGAACUCUCCAUCACGCUACCGGCAUCCUACUGGUAUCUCCAGCACUUCGACCUCAAAGAGCUUGCUAAGCAUGUUUCAUUUUUCAACAUCAUGUCAUACGAUCUGCACGGCACCUGGGAUCAAGGGAAUAAAUGGACGGGUGCGUUCCUCAACGCUCAUACAAACUUGACAGAAAUCAAAUCUGCUUUGGAGCUGCUUUGGCGCAAUGAUGUGAAAGGAGACCAGGUCGUCAUGGGUCUCGCAUUCUAUGGCCGUUCAUACACAACCCAAGGCUGUGUAGAGCCUGGAUGUGUGUAUGCCUCCGGAGGUCUUCCAGGGCCAUGCAGCAAUGAGGCAGGCAUCCUUCUCAACAAUGAAAUUAUGGAUAUCAUCCAUGACAGAAAGCUGGUGCCAAAGCUGUACAAAGAGGCCACGGUCAAGGUUGUCACUUGGGAUGAUCAAUGGGUCUCUAUGGAUGAUCGAGAGACUCUAGCCAGGAAGGCCAAUUUUGCUCGUCAGCAAUGUCUCAGCGGGUUGAUGGUCUGGGCGAUCAGCCAUGACACUUCAACGGCAGACUUUUCACGUGAUCUAGCAAUGGUGUCAAACCGCCAAGUGUUGAUGCAACGAGCCGAAAUUGACACCGAUAUCAUCACAGAAAGGACCAACCAUAAGCAAUGCCACUGGACCAACUGUGGAGAUAGCUGUCCCGCAGGAUGGCAAAUGAUCAGACGCGAAGACGAUUGGAAGACAACGAAUCCUGAAUACAUGAUAGAUGAUACCCACUGCGAGGGACAUGGCUCGCGCUCCUGGUGUUGUCCUCCUGACGCCGAACUCCCAAAGUGUGGCUGGUAUAACUUCAAUAGAGGCAAUUGCAAGCCUGGCUGUGAGGAUGGAAUGGUUGAGAUUGGCUCGACAACAAACGGAUGCAAAAAGGAAGAUCAAUACCAGUCGGCAUGUUGCUCAGUGGAAGACGAUUAUGGAAAUGGGUUGAGCAGCAUGGCAGUCUACAAUACCUGUGAAUGGUCGAAGGAGAAUCCCCAGUGUGACGAUGGCAAGUGCUCUGGGUCAAAAAGCACAAUCCUUGGACAGUCCGGUCAAGGGAGCGGUGAUGUCUACUGUUAUGCCGGGGACGUCUGGGGCGAUCAUUGGCCAAAAAUUCAGCAUACCUUACGGAAAUACUGCUGCAACACAUCAUCUAAGAGCAACCGCUUUGAGAACUGCGAAUGGCGAAAUGACGUGGGUUUGCAUUGGGUCGGCCAAAGUUGCUUCUCCGGAUGUGACUCCAAUCAAGUGCGCGUGGCGAUGGACGGCUUUAACGAAGGCUGCUACAAAUCCGGUGCCCGAGCAUACUGCUGUGAUGCAGUCAGUUACACGGAGACUGAGCGCAUGUCUGAUGACCUGCAAAAAUUCAAAGAUGCACUCAUUGACUGGACAAUAGCUGUGGAAUGUACGAAUUAUUACUACUCCGCAACACCAGCCAAGUCUCUAAGUAUUCGUGAGGACGAUUGCGAGAUCUUUGCGUCACAUAUACUUGUUGCCCACCUGGUUGAAAUCCUCAUGGGUUACGAGUCCAAGCAAACCACCCACUGGCAGCGCUUGGUCAAUAUCUGGAACGAUGUCGUAAGCAACCAGCUCAAGAAUUUGAACACCCGCAUUAUGCUUCCGUUCGUUUUCUCGAAUACCUCAUUUCCAGAGCUCCUCGGAAACGGUUAUCAAACCACCGCCAAAAAUAUCCUAGAUGUUCCCGAUUGGUAUGAUAAACGAUUUGGAAACAAUGAUUCGGGGAUAACAUGCUCGAAGAGCCUGUGCGACUAUGAAGAUGGAUUCUGUGACCAGAUCGACGAAGACGACGACGAUAUGUUUACCCGACGCGAUCUCCAAUGGCAAAAGGACAAUGGACCUGCCCUACAGAAGCGUGCCAACGCCAACGCGAUGAAAUUCAGAUGUAUUGGAUUGGUUACAACUCAAGGCCAAAAAGCCGGAUCCAAAAAACAGGCAACGGUCAAUGAAGCCGUCGACUACAAUGAUGAUGAGGAUUGCGGAGACACUGCUGUACAAGAACGACAAGCGACAAAUGCGGAGCUCGACCCUCCAAAAGGAAAUAUACCCAAGUUCAACACGGAUCAUCUCCUCGAGAUCAAGUUGAUUCCCAAAUUUAUGCUAUGGGCUAUUGUGGCGGGGAACUGUCCUGUUGAUUGCGACUUCUUCAUCGAUUACUUCGGCGAAGAUAUCAUCCCCAAGACUGCAGAAAAAACACCAGGAAACAACCUAAUCCUCCAAAAGCCUAUUGCGCGAAUAAUGGAGCAGCUUGGAAGUAAAACCAAUUUCGAUGUGUUCCGGUUGAUGGACUCAGCUUUGAAUGCAGUAAAAGGCGAUCUCUGGAGUUUUGAUCGCCCAGAAAAUACUGCGUUUAAUGAUAUCAGAUGGCUGCCACUUGUCGACACUGAUGACAGCUCUGAAGCUUUAACCUUGCUACGAAGCGUCUUUUCCGUUUAUAAUUACCAAAAUUCAGGCAAUUUUCAGAAACGAUUCAAUAUUGUCUACAAGAAGAUUCGUGGCGAGUUAGAUCUGGCAGCAACCGAAUACUUCAAGCUUUCUGGAAAUGCAGUUGACCUUGGGGAGUGUUGGGAUCGGUUUUUCAAAAUCCAAAAGGACUUGAUGGUGAACUUUGGAAGGAAAUUUGUUGAGAAAGGAAUCGAAGAUUUAGCCGCUCGAUGGGCUAAGGAUUCGAACAAGGAGAAAGCUGAGGUGAUUAAUCAGGUGCUGAAACGGUUGAGGGAGAAGAUGGGGCAGAUCUAUAUGAAUGAUUUCAAAGCAGAGUAUCAACCAUCAUGGGAGUGA
Messenger RNA from Penicillium psychrosexuale, 2967 nucleotides. Its product is annotated as CAZyme family GH18. The transcript is spliced from 6 exons. Gene Ontology annotation, molecular function: hydrolase activity, hydrolyzing O-glycosyl compounds; chitin binding. Lineage: Eukaryota; Fungi; Ascomycota; Eurotiomycetes; Eurotiales; Aspergillaceae. The coding region runs from base 1 to 2967 and encodes 988 amino acids. Gene Ontology annotation, biological process: carbohydrate metabolic process. The record is from RefSeq and is a predicted model, not a curated record.